AUGGCUUCGGCUCACCUGUCACCAUACACCUCAAGUGUGUUCCCAAUUCCCACCAUCCCUAAGGAUUCUUCUAAUCCCGCGUUUCCGCUUACAAUACCCUUAUACUCUACUAACAAUAUUUCAAGGACAAUGGGGGUGCGAAAAGAGUCUGGGUUUGUUGAAGUUCGAAAUAAUAUCCUUGAAAAUGGGGCUGGUUCGGAUACGUCGCGAUCUCUCCCACGCGUCGUAUUUAGUGCCCAUUUUUCUCCACAAAGAGCUCUCUCGCCCAGUGAGUUUUCAUUGAGUCCUGCAUCAUAUAGUUCAGCAGAGGAAGAAAUGAUCGUACACGAACAAGAACAGAAUGCCAUAACCACGCUCGCAUCCUUGGCCAUCGUGGCCAGGAAUAUGCAACACCAAUCUCCCGCGUUUUCGGUUGCUAGCAGCACCGUAUCCAGCCCACCGUCAAGUCCAUCUGCCAGCCCGCGUCGUUCAUCAAGAAAACCUAAACCCAGCAGAAGAUCUAAAGAACAAAUGUUGAGUAAACGACGAUUAUCCGGUCCCGCUACGCGUCUAAGACGACACAAACCUAUCAUAUCCGGAGACGAGGAGAAGGAAGAGUAUUAUCGUGAACGAACUGCAAUAGUACCUGAGAAAUUGGAUGCUCCACAUACGAGGACUCGACGACUUCCUGUAGUCAAUGCAUACGGUGUGGUGGGAUGUGGAGGUUACAAUCCUGCUCUCCCGAAGAACCCAAAUUAUCCUUUGCCUCCGCCGAAAAGCUUCAUCACCUCAAAAUGGACUCCAAGUCAACAUAAAGCGUUCCUUGCCCUAUAUUUGAUGCACGGCAAAGAUUUUCCGCUAAUCGGUCGACUGAUACACAAAACCACGUCCGAGGUGGUAGAAUAUUAUUAUCUGUGCAAGCACUCUUAUCAAUUUAGGUUGGCCAAAAAUAUGAAGAAAGAUUUGGAAGAAUACGAGGAUAAUCUUAAUAAGAUUGAAGCUCAGGUCAAGGGUUUGGCAAAGAUUGCUCAAGGAAAGAAAGGCGGUCGCAAAAAGAAAGUAAUUCGCAGUUGA
Molecule: messenger RNA, 1053 nt
Organism: Acaulospora morrowiae
Lineage: Eukaryota; Fungi; Glomeromycota; Glomeromycetes; Diversisporales; Acaulosporaceae
Source: the annotation of a GenBank genome assembly